GUGUGUGUGUGUGAGCGCGGUGCGCGCGUAAAGCCUACCCCUACCUUUCCCUUCAUCCUAUUCCGUAACGUCUUCCUUCCUUACUCCCCUCCCCUUCCCUCCACUCCCUCAACUCCACCCUCGCUGGCUCAGCCUCGCCAUGGCCUCCGCCACAAUCGCGCGCAGUCGUACGUGUGGAGGCGACCUCUCUCCUCCUUACAGCUCGCUGCUUGUCACUCUGCCCGAGCCUGACCUGACUGUGACCGCCCAGAGUUAAUGCCGACCUGAUUCAAGACAAUCUCUAGCGGCAGAUGAGUGUUGGGGAACGUGAGGUCGCCCAUUGUGUGCGGUGGAAGGUGCGUGUCGGGAGCUGGUGGUUCGGGAAUCACCGUGCAUAACUCCGCCGAGAAGGUGGCUCUCCCGCAUGUAUUGAGACCACUGAUACACUCUUGGGUCAAGGAUUAGGUUGGCCGAGCGUCAGGGAGGGGGAGGCCUGCUGUUGUGAAGGCGAACAUCGGCAUCGUGCAACGUUGGUGAGUGCAGCAGACAGGUGGCGGUAACCUGUCGUGCUGCCGUGACGCUGGUCUUGGGAAGUGAUGAGCACCCGUUCCACCCGCUCUGCCACAGUAGUCGAGGGAGUGCCGGCCACGGGAAGGUACAGUGACGGAGCAGCAGCACCUCGGGGUUCUAGACACGUUGUUGUGCCCCCUCUACUUUACGACCAACAAACACCACCUAAUGAGGCUGUUGAUGAAGCCCCCACCAGUGACACCCUAGACGAGGAUACUUACCUGAAACUGUGUGAAAACUUGAAGGGUCUUAAGCUGGGGGACACCGGACUAUCUGAUAGCUUUGAUGAGUCCUUAGAGCGUGAAUCCAAUACCACUGGCACUCAAGAUAGUGACACCGAAUCCUUCUACUCAGUGCAAUCUCAUCGUACCGAGUGGGGCGCCGAUAGCUGCGUAUCAUUUGUUCCCUCAGACUCCAACAGUGAAUCCACCCUUUACGACUCAGCUCAGUCCCUCCAGUCCACUUUACCCGCCCGAAGAAGUCCCUUUCACUUUGUCGUCGGUAAGGAGGAGCGUGGAUAUAAGGAACACCGCAGUAGCUUAAACAUAUUACCUGGACAGCUGUAUGUAAGUGACGCUCUCGUGGAGUACACCAGUUGUCCCGACCUCUCCCCCCUCGAGCAGUAUUAUCGUGCAACCACCGGCUCUCUUUCGCCACCUCCCGCCCCGGCACUCACAGGCAUAGUCACUAGAGGCACCAUGAGCUCUCUAGAUGGAGCUGCAUCCCCGAAAUCGCCCAGAUCUCCCAAAAUCGGAGAGGAAGGGGAGAAGAAGAAAAAAGGGCUUAUGUCGUCCUUCCGCAAAAGCCGCAAAACAGGCCGCAAGCUCCGUCAGCAGAAGAAAUCAGCCGAGGUGGACGCAGCAUCUACAAGCACUGGGGUGAACAGUGAUGGGGAGGUAUUUGACUCCGAGCCCAGCGCUCCCAACAGCCCAGCAUGUGCCAAGAACACGGCUGUGGGCAGCCAUGGAGAUGGAGAGGAUACAGACGAUCCCUCUGUGGUGCCAGACAGCCACGAACGGCUCAAUGGGUCAGCCUCGUCCCCAACUCCGGCUAAAAGCACCAAAGUGGAAGAGGGGGUCAAGAAAGGUGAGGAAAAGGAAGAAAAGAAAAGAGAAAGGUCCAAAUUUGGGAGUUUCUUGCGUAAGGAGAAGAAAACAAAGGCAGAUUCUGCAUCCAAGUCAUCGUUGGUGAGUAACAAUUCCGCUGCUUCCUCCCAGGGCACCGAUCCUUCUCAAGCCAGUGCCGAUGGAGUCUCCACAUCUGAUUCUGCCGAGCUCAAACAGGAGGAGAAAGAAGACACCGCGAAAAAUAAUAGCGAGCAGACGGCUACAGGGGAUGACUCCAACCGCGAGCCUGCGGGUGCCACUCCCACCCCCACUGACACGGCAGCCCGGGCUGAGGCAAGGGGCUCCUCCUUCCGGCCUUACUCCUCCUCCGUUCAGUUUGUGAGGAACUUCACAGUGAACACCAACAUGCCCAAAGACGAGAAAGCUGUCGAGACAAAGCCUGAGCCUGGCCCUGACACCACCGUGGAGGCUGACAAGACAGUGGAGUCUGCCGACGUGAAGAAGAGCGUGAAGCCUGCCAGUACUGAGACAAACUCCAGCAUAGAUAAGCGGGAGCAUCUUUACAAGAUCCUGGUGAUUGGAGAACUUGGCACUGGGAAAACCUCCAUCAUCAAGCGUUAUGUUCAUCAGUUCUUCAGUCAACAUUACCGUGCCACCAUUGGGGUUGACUUUGCCCUCAAGGUGCUCAACUGGGACAACAACACUGUGAUCCGCCUCCAGCUGUGGGAUAUUGCUGGUCAAGAGCGGUUUGGGAACAUGACACGAGUGUACUACAAGGAGGCAGUUGGGGCUUUUGUAGUGUUUGAUGUAACACGUUCACAAACUUUUGAUGCAGUAACCAAAUGGAAGACUGACCUGGACACUAAAGUUACCUUGGCUGAUGGAUCACCAAUUCCUACUGUCCUUUUGGCUAACAAGUGUGACCAGCCAAAGGAAGGUGUUGUAAACAACCCAGCACGGAUGGAUGAUUAUUGUAGAGAAAGAGGUUUCAGUGGCUGGUUUGAGACCUCAGCCAAGGAAAAUAUCAACAUAGAUGAGGCUUCACGUUUCCUUGUCAACAGAAUCUUGAACAAUGAGAAGCAAGGCAUGAUGAUGACAGAGAGCUUGGAUGCUGACAAAUUCUCAGUGGAUGGGAAGGCCAACCAGGUUGACAAGGGUGGAUGUCUCUGCUAGUGAUAGGUGAGGGGCAUAUUUGACCAUGGAAAAUGACUAGGGGGGAGAUUGUUAUUUUGCCUUUUCAUCUAAUUUUAAAACAUUUAUUCGUUCAUUGCAGAUGAAUGCUAAUAUUUGCUUAGGACUUUGCAUCUAUAUAAAAGUUUGUGGUGAGAUACAUGGCAACAAAACCUCUUGAACCUUAUGAAUUUUUUAGAAGUCUUUUCUUUAUUGUAAGCAAUUGUUACAUAAUUUCCUGGUGGAUCCAUAAGGCAUCUAAUGAAGUGAUGGUGUCUGUAAAUCAUCACAUGUGUGGAGGACAGAGCUGGCCUUCCUCCCUCACUGUUCCUGAGAGCAUGAGUCAUUUUUGUCUUCUAGGAUUAACAGUUUAUGCAUUUUGAUAAUUUUGACAGGACAUAUCUUUAGGCUCUUUAGUCAUUGCCUUUUAUCCCUAGUUUUGUUUAUCAUAUAAAAUAUCUGUAGCUUACUUGUUUUCUGAUAAUUUUAUAUAAUCCUAAUUGAAUGUAGACAUUUACUGCUUGAUUCUCAUUUUAACAACUAGAAUAACACUCAUUUCUAAUGUUGCCUUCAGUCUGAAGUAUCAAAAUGUUUAUUUAAUGUUUCUUAUUUUACAAAAAAGUGAAAUAUUAAAAAAGCUGAUCUUAUUAAAAGUAUGUAAAGUAGCAUUAAGAAACCCAACCUGAGCCAGGUGUUUUUGUGUGAUUGAAGCUGCAACAAAGCACACCUGUGGCUGGUGCUGCUGAGUGUACUGGUAGGGACUGCCAGGACCAGGACUGGAUCUGCUACCGUCUUGACAUGUGGUGUGCAGUGUGUUGGAGUUGCUUAACUAUGCUGCCACAAACUUGACCGUGAUCCCCCUGCCAGACUUGAAUUGACAGUGUGUUCAUUGAUGCAGCUCUGUCUCUAAUAGAUGAAUGCAUUUAACUCAAGGUCUGAAAUGGCUGACCAUUACUAAUUUUUAUGCAGGAAUAUUUUUCAUAUCAGUAGAAUUUUUGGACCAAUUCAUGUGAUAAAUCAUGGUGUACAAAUUUUAUAUUAUGAUAACUGAAAAUUAAUUCAGUAUAAAGAGUGACAGUUACUGUCAUCUGAAACUAGAAAAUUGUCAUAAUUACAAUCCUCAGCUAUAUUAUGAAAAUUUCUACUUGCCAUUGUUUGUCAAGAUUACUUAAAUGGUAUCUUAUUCCAGUACUAUUUCUAGUCUGUAAAGGUCAUUAUGCAUUUGUAUUUUUAAAUAAUGCAUGUGCACAUUUGCUGAUAUUAUUAUUUUCACAUGUUACUUUCUCAUCUAAUGAGAUUUAUUUACAUGUAUUAUUGUUUUAUUUGUUUGUUUUAUGAAAUUUUCUUGGAAUGAGUUAUUGAUUUUUUUUUUAUCUUACACCAUUUAAUCUUCAGAUUUCUUUUCUUUCAUGGUGCCUAUCUUAGCGAAUCUGUUUUAAUGCAGCUAAAAUAACUGUACUAUUUUUAUCAAAUUAUCUUGUAUGGAUUGCAUACAUAUGUACAUACUUACCAUCAUACUAGUUCUUGCUCUUACAAAUGGCAAAAAGUAAAUUCACUGAAUUGCAUCAAUGUGCAUCAUACUCAGUAAAUGCUUUUGUGAGGAGAGCAGAUUCAUUGUGUCUCAUAAUGACUUAUUUAAUUAUUUAUGAAAAAGAAAUCUAUACAAAGAUUUACCUCCUUUCCUUUUUUUUAUUUUUUAUUUUUGCAUAUUAAAUAAUGUCUUUUUAUUGUAAUUUUUCUAUGAGGAUAAGAUCUUUUCUGAAAUUAAUGAAUGGCAUAGCAUUUGUAUAUUUAUAUAAUUGGCCCUUCAUGACAUCAUAGGAAUUUACCUAUACAUUUUGCUUAGUGGUCACCUCAGGAUUGUCAUGGGACAUGGAUGGAUCUCAAGUGUCUAGUUUGCCAUACACUGGAACAAGUGUUAUGUGUUUGGUUGUAAAGACAUGAAAUGCAUUUUUUAAAAGGCAACCUCAUGCUUCAGUGCUUCAAAUUGAACACAGCUGACUUAUAACUAAUAUCAGUUCAAAGCCAUUGAUGUUAUGUUUUACCUAGUUCAAUUUCUCUGUUGGAGUAACUGUUUCAGAACUUCAAGAUUUUUUUCUGUGUCAGCAAUCUUAGAGAAACACGUGAUCUUCCAUCAUGAGUUUCUCUUCCAUCUCCAAGAUGUAAACAUUGUAAAUUUAUAGAUAUACCUUGAAUAUUUAUUUCCAAGAUGUAAACAUUGUAAAUUUAUAGAUACAUCUUGAAUGUUUGAAGUGCCUAGAGCCAGAGUGAUAUAGGUGUUAAAAAUUAACAAUGAAGAAAAACACUGUUUUAGUUUUGCAGGUUUCAAAAUGUGAUAUCUUUUCCAUGGAUUGAGAUAGAAAGUAAUGAUUGAUAUCAACAUAUUCUGUAAUUUAUGCUCUUUACAACUAUUUAGUUGAAUUACAUUAUGAAGUUACAAUUAAAUUACAUUAUUGAAAAUAAAUAGAUGACUGCAUUUUUUCUUCAAUAUGAUUUUGUUAAGGAUAUCACACAGCUAUAUUAAAAUUGUAUCUAGUGCCCACACAUUCUUUAUUUCCUUUAUUCUAUCAAGUUGUUUUAUUUUCUCUGUACUAAUAGGGGAAUCACAACCAUUAAGAGUCUUCUCUUUAGUGAAUUCAUCAAUUUUAUGUAGAAAAAUGUGAGCAACAUGCAAGCACUUCCUAAGAUAAACACAAACAAAGAGUAUGAUACAAGUUUAAAAGUGAAACUGGAAGAAACUAAAAAAAAGAACUAAUAAGCGUUAUGAAAAUAUAUUGGUUUUAAAGGAUAAUAGAAUAUAAAGGAAUAAUAAAAUCAUUCAAUACUUUCAAAGCUCAUGUAGGCUUCCUUGAUACUUGUUUGUCUUUUAGCAAUAUUUUCUUCCAUUUUUCUUCCUCUGGAGGGUCCUGGCUCCUCAGGAGGUAUGCUGUUGUCCCCCAUAAUAAUGAAAGGCUUACAUUUUGUGUGAAAACAAAAUUAAGACAGCAGCCUGUCAUUCAAGGGUAGCAAGUAGGCUGGAGGGAGGGAGAGUGUGAAGUGUGUGGGUGUGGUAAUGGGGAGGUGUCCUGGCAUGACAUGUCACUUGUCACAUGUCAUUUGCUGGCUCUUCCUGUGCUGCUGUGGUGAGGGGGUUACUUCUCUCUGGCCCCAGCAGCUGAUAGCUAUCACUCAAGCACAACAAGAAGAUUCCAUGGAUAAUUUCACUUGGAUGGAUUUUUGACCCCAUUACAGGUCCAUUCUGACUUCUACACUCUCUCCCAUCACGUGGGAAGACAAUGCAAUAAAAAUAAUAAUUUUGGCCACAAGGUCACUUAUGUCACUCUGGUUCUGGGCACCUCUUUUGCCCUGUUAGUUAUUUUUCCCUUUUCAAAAACCUUUAAAACCUUUGGUUAUCAUUAGGUAAGAUUUUAUGCUUAUUUUAAGUUUUAUCCAUUAAUCUUUUUGAACCAUUAGCUUACACUGGUUGACUAAUUGACUAAUUUCCAUGCCAACACACAUCAACAUUCGUCCAGUAGAAAGCUUCAGAGUGCUGCUGAAGCAAACGAACCUGUAAUGAAUACAAUAAUUCAGGCUGUUUUACCCUUGAUGCCACCCACUCUCACUCGUCCAAUAUUGUAUAUUAAGAAAUGUAUUUUAGAUUUUUUUGUAUUAAGACUAAGGUUAGAUAAUUAAUUACUGAAGUUUUAUGUCAGCCUUGUUUCUGUAUUACAUUUGAAAAACCUCAGCUAGCUGGCAUCCAACAGUAUGGUAUUACCAUGGAACUGGUAUAAAUGAUAAUAAAGAAACUGCAAUUUUUUGUAAUGAAAAAUUGAAAAUCACAAAUACAAGUUUAAUCGGCCAUUUGCUGAUGUACUUAGUUAAAGUUGUGGCAUAGCAGUGUCUGGCACCAUCACACUCUAUCAUUUGGCCAUUGCUGGUGUUUCAGGGGCAAGUGCCAGUGUCAUUGGAUACUAGCUAUCUAACUAUUCUCUUUAUCACCUCAGAAAUUCAGACAAGUUCUGCUUGACAGUCUUACCUCAGAUGCAUAUUGUACAACUUAUGGUUACGCAAAGAUUUUGAAUGUAAAUCCAGAGUAACUUGUGCACUUGAAUGAUUUGCUCCCAAUCCUGUCAUUAGUGUAAUGCUAACCAGUCACUAAAUUUGAAUACUGACUUAAUUCCCUUGGAUAAUGAUAAGCAAGUCCCUUGAUAUAUAUUUUAUUCUUUAAUAAGAUCAGGGUUUUAACUACUUGAAGAAAAAGCACAGGUUAGUGCUAUGCAUUUAUUAUAAAUUUUUAGGGAAGGGGAUAUGUAUUCAUAACAUAUGAGAAUAUACCUAUGAGUAUAUGUAUAUACAUAUGAUAUAUACUUACUCAAUUAUUUUAUGCCACUUGCUUGCUGUCAAGUACAUUUUUUUUAUAUAUAUUCAAGAUAUAAAAUAGAACCUCAUUAAAAAUAAUGUUUUGUAAAUCAAGAAAUACCUGAUGUACAAAAUAAUGCUUUUGUAUAGCUUCCUUUUCAUCGUAAUUUCCUCUAUUUUCAGAGGUUUACAUUAUCUACUGUAUUUGGUGUUGUGGACUCCAGUGCAAUAAUCUUACUACCUGAAGAUAUUUGAACAUACAAUCACUGUCACUGGGUAAUUUCCUCUCAAGCUGAUUUGCAAAAAUAUUUCCUAGCUGUUUUUGAAGGUGUGGUAAACUGACUCUGUAUUCUUACUAAAAUUCUUAUUUAUCUUGAAAGUACCAUACUAUACAAAUAGAGGUAACUCACUAUCUUGCAAAUAAAUAAGGCUUGCAGGAAAAAUACAAAAUCAGAAUGUCACAGGUUUCAAAGGAAGAUAAGAAUAUGAUGGGCAAUCAGCAGAUGAGGGCAUCACUCAAUGACUGUUGCAAUGUUCAAAUGUCUCCAUGUGGCAAAAUCUCUGUGCUGCAAUCCAUGAUGCAGAGCCUAGUUAUAUCAUUGGUGGGUUCUUUAUUUGAACAGUAAAACCAAAUGGUAGUUGCUAUGAAAUAGUCUGGACUACACCUUUUGCUUAGCCACAAUAGGCUUAGCAGUAUUCUUUAAAAGUUAGCAUAGCUUAUAGACAAGAUGUGUUACCUUAAUUCAACAAGAGAUGAGGUCACUAUAUGGUAGAUUGUAUAUGAAUUCAAAUACUUGUACAUUAUUCUAUUUGGUAUAAAUUUUUAAAUGCAACAACAUUGAAAAUGAAAUAGAAAUAAAGAUUUGUCCCUUCACGGCAGUGAGACUGAUAUCAUUACCUGUUCAAAUAUGAAAUAAAAGAAUUCUUAUUGAGAAUAGAAUUUGGAUGAAAUCUUUACUUGUAGCUCAACUGGAACAUUUGCUUUAUUUAUUGUAAUAUUCUUAUUAAUAUAACACUUGUACUACAUAAUAUGGUUUUAAUAGUAUCAGUCAUGAAUGUGAUAUUACUUAGAGACCAAUGUUACCAUCAAUCCAGUCACAAAGCAGAAGAUGUUGUGGUGCAAGGCUGAUGAACCAACUGGUGAUAAUUUCUUCCCAUUACCACAACACAGCACUGUGUGUAUGUGUGUGUGUGUGUGUGUGUGUGUUAAAGAGAUGUAAUAGCAUUGUGCUGUAUAUAAACAAAAACUGUUGAAUAUUUACUUACUGUACCCGUGGUUAUUUCAUGAGACAUUUGGGCAGAGCCCAUCCUGUAUUUUGUCACUUGUUACAAACAUUCUGGUAUUUUGUGUGUAUCCUUGCUGCAGAUGGCAAUAAAUAUUGCUUCAUAA
Scylla paramamosain (green mud crab) is the source of this 8514-nucleotide messenger RNA. Its product is annotated as ras-related protein Rab-44-like. The transcript has 5 exons. Gene Ontology annotation, molecular function: GTP binding; GTPase activity. Gene Ontology annotation, cellular component: phagocytic vesicle; lysosome; trans-Golgi network. The coding region runs from base 576 to 2789 and encodes 737 amino acids. Gene Ontology annotation, biological process: phagosome-lysosome fusion; endosome to lysosome transport. The record is from RefSeq and is a predicted model, not a curated record. NCBI's taxonomy places the organism in Eukaryota, Metazoa, Arthropoda, Malacostraca, Decapoda, Portunidae.